CGUUUGGUGUUCACCCUAGCUACAUUAUAUAACAAACGUAUUUAUAGCUGUUUUUCUUUUUUCUUUUAGAUUUGCAGGCCAUUUCUCCAGCUAUUUGAAAGAAUUCCUUAUCUUAUUCAUGGCUUUAGCAUCUGUCUCAAUUCUUAUGAUGUGCCUUAUAUUCGCUAAAGUAAUUCAAUUUCAUACCGUACUACUUUGCAUCGUGUUUGGUAUGACUGGAUUCUUCAUUAAUGGAUCUCUACCUUUCUUCUUUGAACUCGGAGCAGAAAUUGCCUACCCAGUCGCGGAAGGCAUCACGUCUUCCGUAACAAAAUUCACGGACUAUUUUCUUCAAGGUUUGUUCUUGAUUGUUUCUAUGGGCCAUUUUGGCGCGAAAUGGAUGACUUGGGUUACCAUGGUUACAUGUGCAGUUACGACAUUACUGUUGUUUUUUGUACAAGCGAAGUAUAACAGAUUACUUCUUGAUAAAAAGAAAACAGUUCUACCUGAUUAAUUGUUAAUAUUAAAUUAAAGUAUUUAGCUAGACACAGAACAUUUAGCUUUGUUAUAUAGCUAGGGUGAACACCAAACGUGAUUGGCUGAUUUGUGGUUACGUGACUUCAGAUAAAUGCAAUGUUUCCUGCCGGGCAACAAGUGUAAAAUUGUUGCCCGCCCCGACCGGCUACGCGUCCGUAAAUAAACAAAAUGGAACCCGUUAUUGGAGCUUCGGCUCUGUGGGUGCGCCCUUCCUGUUUUUGGGUAAAUUAAAUAAAUAAAUAAAUAAAUAAAAUGGCUGCACAACUAGCAUAAUUAGAAACUACGAUUUUCCAAGUUAUGUUCAAAUAAAGAAUGUAAAAUACACAACAGGCAACGGGAUAUGCUGCUGAAACCGUUUAAGUAGGUUCUUUUAAUUUUAAACACGUUUACACUAUAGAGUUUUUGUCACGAAGUACAAUUGUUGUAUGAAUGUUGAUUUCUGUUCGUCGCUAUAUAACAAAACGCUUAGUGUCUGUUCCCUCGGGAAAUAGUUUUGUUUUCCCUCGAAUUGAGACUCCUGUAAAAAUUCAAGAUCGUCUGACAGAUAAUUGGGAAGUGAGUUUAUAUGACAAAACAGGGCAGGCGUACUCCAUGACGGGGUGGAUGCAUGUGGUGUAAAAGGUUACAAGUUCUUUGGUUGCAACGCCUUGAUGCCCGCGAGGAAUGCUGGUCUUAGUAAUCAUCGCCUGGGAAAAUUAAACAAUUCAAAAUGGUCACUAUCUAAAUUUUCCCGGGCGAUAACUAAUAAGACCAGCGUUCCUAGCGAGCAUCAAGCCGUGUGACGUCAUCAUGCAUAAGGUCUAUUGUUUAAAAACUUUACAUGUAGUAUGGUGUUAAAAUCUGCAAUAGUAUGAAUUAAAUUGUUAAAACUAUC
This is a messenger RNA of Paramuricea clavata, 1390 nucleotides long. Lineage: Eukaryota; Metazoa; Cnidaria; Anthozoa; Malacalcyonacea; Plexauridae. The record is from the annotation of a GenBank genome assembly.